AUGCCCGACGUCAUCAUCACCGAAAGCCAGUUCAAGCUCCCUGAUGGGCUAGAGGUCUACCAGAAAACAUGGGCUCCGACGACCCCGCCGGUCGCAAAACUGAUCCAUUUUCAUGGUUUCAGUGACCACAUCAACAAUACUUAUGAUCUGUUCCCCUCGUUAGUCCGCCGUGGCAUUUUCUGCACGGGAAUCGACCAGCGUGGUUGGGGUCGGUCGGCCCAGACAAAAGCCGACCGUGGAAACACAGGCCCGACCGCCGCCGUCCUGGUCGACAUGGCAGCAUUCAUCGAGGCCCAGUUCGAGGUUCCGCCAAAUGUCCCGGUCUUUGUCAUGGGCCAUUCUAUGGGCGGAGCUCUGGUUGCCACGCUAGCCUCGACGCCUAAGUAUCAAGAGCUCGUCUCCCGACUCCGGGGCAUUAUGCUCGAGGCCCCGUUCAUCGGGCUCGACCCGAAACAGAAACCCAGUAUCAUUACCGUGUUCCUGGGUCGGCUCGCCGGACGGCUCCUACCGCGGUUCCAACUCGUCCAGCCCUUGAAGGUCGAGACGAUUGUGCGCGAUCCCGUCGUGCAGAAGACGCUCAAGGAGGAUCCCUACAACCACACCACCGGCACGCUGGAAAUGUUUGCCAAUAUGCUCGACCGGGCGGCUAACCUGACCUCGGGCAAAUUGGUGCUCAAUGAUGGCGUCCAGUCCGUGUAUGUGGCUCAUGGGACGGCAGACCAGGUUACCAGUUAUGAUGCCAGCAAGCACUGGUUCGACGCGCAGACUGGCAAGGUCGCCGACCGCAAGUUCAAGUCCUACGAGGGAUGGAGUCAUCUGCUGCAUGCAGACCUGCCCGAGAACCGACAGGUCUUUGCCGAUGAUAUUGCCGAGUGGAUUUUAGCGAGAGUGUAG
Messenger RNA from Aspergillus udagawae, 894 nucleotides. RefSeq names its product acylglycerol lipase. Gene Ontology annotation, molecular function: lipase activity. The transcript is spliced from 2 exons. NCBI's taxonomy places the organism in Eukaryota, Fungi, Ascomycota, Eurotiomycetes, Eurotiales, Aspergillaceae. The record is from RefSeq and is a predicted model, not a curated record. Gene Ontology annotation, cellular component: membrane. Bases 1 to 894 code for a protein of 297 amino acids.